UCAACAGUCUCUCUCUCUCUUUUUUUUUAAUUCUGAAAGAAGUCUCCCCCCACCAAGAUCCCAUCUCAAUCAAUCAUGGCCUUCUCUGCAAUAUUCCGGAGCUUUAACAGUUCAUUUUUUCUCAAAAACUCCAUCAAUCACCUUAAAAAAUCCACCAAAAACCCCACGAGGCCACCUCUAUCUUUCCACCAUGAAAUUUGCAAGCUCGAAUCUGAAGCAAACGAAUCAAGCCCAAGAGGUCCCUUCACUUGCAUUUCAGUUUAAAGAAUACAUGCUCACCAAGUUGAAGCAAGUGAACGAAGCACUAGAAGAGGCAGUGCCCUCAACACCCCUUAAAAUCCAUGAAGCAAUGAGAUAUUCUCUCCUUGGUAAUGGAAAACGAAUGUGUCCGAUUUUAUGCAUUGCUUCAUGUGAGUUGGUCGGAGGAGAUGAAGAACUAGCGAUGCCAUUGGCAUGUGCUCUAGAGAUGGUGCAUGCGAUGUCACUAAUCCACGAUGAUCUUCCUUGCAUGGACAAUGAUGAUCUUAGACGAGGCAAACCCACAAACCAUAAAGUAUUUGGUGAAUGUAUUGCAAUUCUUGCAGGUGAUGCACUCCUAUCACUUGCUUUUGAGCACAUAGCUAGCAAGACCAAGAACGUUUCGCCAGACUGCGUGGUUCGAGCCAUUGCGGAGCUUGGUUCAGCUAUUGGGUCAAGAGGUGUAGUAGCAGGCCAGAUUGUGGACAUUGAUAGUGAAGGAAAAGAAGUAAGCAUGAAGACGCUAGAGUAUAUUCAUGUCCAUAAAACAGCAAAGCUUCUAGAGGCAUCUGCUGUUUGUGGGGCAAUAAUGGGAGGGGCAGAUGAUGCAAGCAUUGAAAGGCUUAGAAAAUAUGCUAGGUCUAUUGGGUUGUUGUAUCAGGUGGUGGAUGAUAUAUUAGAUGCAACCAAGUCCUCAGAGGAGCUAGGAAAGACAGCCGGGAAGGAUUUGGCAAGUAACAAGGCUACAUAUCCCAAGUUGAUGGGCAUAGAUGAGGCCAAGAAAUUUGCUGCUGAGUUGGUUGAGCAAGCCAAAAAAGAAAUUGCUAGCUUUGAUUCUGCCAAGGCUGUCCCAUUGUUCCAUUUAGCUGACUACAUUGUUAGACGACAGAGUUAGCAAGGUUACUCUAAAACAUCCAUGAUUUUUGCAGGGUUUGUAUAAAGAGAUACACAUAAAAUGCCCUUUCAAUUAUUUUUUCA
This is a messenger RNA of Populus nigra (black poplar), 1215 nucleotides long. Its product is annotated as heterodimeric geranylgeranyl pyrophosphate synthase large subunit 1, chloroplastic-like. Gene Ontology annotation, molecular function: prenyltransferase activity. Gene Ontology annotation, biological process: isoprenoid biosynthetic process. The record is from RefSeq and is a predicted model, not a curated record. NCBI's taxonomy places the organism in Eukaryota, Viridiplantae, Streptophyta, Magnoliopsida, Malpighiales, Salicaceae.